AUGGAGACUAUGAGUAGUGGGAGCAACACUGGGCUUGAAACCUUCGACUGGGCCAAGCGUCCUAGUGCAGCUAACCGAGAAUCGGUAUGGGAUGGAUUUCAAGGUUGGAUUACUGUGAUGGAGACAACGGCACGCGAGAAAGAUUUCUCAGCAAAGAUCUACAUUUAUGGGCAUGAGGCCGGCGCUGAUAUCAGCAUGUACCAUACCUAG
This is a messenger RNA of Penicillium chermesinum, 210 nucleotides long. RefSeq lists its product as uncharacterized. The coding region runs from base 1 to 210 and encodes 69 amino acids. The record is from RefSeq and is a predicted model, not a curated record. The transcript has 2 exons. NCBI's taxonomy places the organism in Eukaryota, Fungi, Ascomycota, Eurotiomycetes, Eurotiales, Aspergillaceae.